This is a messenger RNA of Pneumocystis murina B123, 2037 nucleotides long. RefSeq lists its product as hypothetical. The record is from RefSeq and is a predicted model, not a curated record. The transcript is spliced from 10 exons. The coding region runs from base 1 to 2037 and encodes 678 amino acids. Gene Ontology annotation, biological process: DNA replication initiation; mitotic G2 DNA damage checkpoint signaling; mitotic DNA replication checkpoint signaling. NCBI's taxonomy places the organism in Eukaryota, Fungi, Ascomycota, Pneumocystomycetes, Pneumocystales, Pneumocystaceae.
AUGUCAGAUCAGCUCAAUAAUGGAUUAAAACCACUCUCUGGUUUUGUUAUAUGUUGUACAUCAAUUCUCUCUGAAAUUAGGGUGGAUUUGGCUUUGAAAGUGCUGAAAUUAGGUGCUAUUUAUGUGCAAGAUUUGACAUCUCAAGUAACACAUUUGAUUGCGGGUAAAUUAAAUACACAGAAGUACAAAUAUGUUGCAAUGUAUAGAGUAGAUGUGAAAAUUAUGCAUAUUGAUUGGAUUUUUGAUAUAUAUAAACAAUGGCUUAAGGGAGAUGAUAUUAGUCUUUUGGAGUACGAAAAAAGAUAUAUUCUUCCUCCAUUUUAUAAUUUGUUAAUUUGUGUUACAAAUAUUUCUAUAGAACAUAGGGAAGAAAUAGAGCAAAAAGUUAUAGAUCUUGGGGGAAAAUAUACACGUGAUCUGACAAGAGACACUACUCAUUUAAUAACGAGUAAUCCAACUGGAAAAAAGUAUGAAUUUGGUGUUAAAUGGGGUAUUAAAAUUAUUACACCUGAAUGGUUUUGGCAAAGUAUUGAACGGGGAGCCUGUUUAGAAGAGCGUUUGUUUGACGUUCAUAUGGCGCCUAAUGAGGUUGGGAAAGGAGCAUGGUUUCCAGCACAAGAAAAUGAGAAAGAUGAAGAUAAACAAAUAUCUUUGAAGAGAAGAAUUAAGAAAAUCAAACUUGAUCUUAGCCAUCAAGUUUGGAAUAAUAUAGUAAAUGAGGGAAAUUAUUUAGAAAAUAAUACUUUUAAAGAUAACAAUGAUUUUAUACCUAUUCAUACGACUCCGGAGAUGGAAAAUAGUAAAGUGAAUGGAAUGUUUCGGGGAUUAUAUUUUUAUGCAUGGGCUUUUGAUAAUAGAAAGACAGAAAUUCUUCAAAACAUAAUUAAAUCACAUGAUGGUACAUGGUGUAAAACGAUUCAAGAUUUUCCUGAUGAACCUGUUCAUAUAUAUAUAAUUGUUUCUCAUGACCUUCCGAGAUCUAAGUUUAUAGACAUUCCCAGGGGAUUCUUUGUUACAGAAUGGUGGAUUGAAAGAUGUUUACACAACAAAAAAUUCAUUGAUCCAUCUGAACAUCUUCUUUGCUCUCCUUUACCUUGCGAUUUCCCAUUAGAAGAUAUGAAAGAUUUUUCAAUAUGUCUUACUGGAUUUUCUGGAAUAGAUUUGAUGCAUAUUAGUAAACUUAUUGUCUUAUUAGGUGCAAAUUAUUAUGAAAGUCUCAAUAAAAAAAGAAAUUUACUUAUAUAUAAUAUUAAUUCUGAAAAAAGUAAAAAAUACAUAAAGGCGAAAGACUGGAAUAUAAGAAUAGUAUCUCAAAAUUGGUUAUGGGAAGUUGUGAAACAAGGAAAUGUUAUUAAUUUUGAUGAAUGGGAAAAAAAAAAUGAGUUUGAAAAUAGAUUAGAUGGUGUAGAAACCAAUAAUUAUGAUGAUCAUCAAUCCAAAAUAUUAGCUGGAUCUGUUCUAUACUUCUAUAGUAUAAAAGAAACGACUUAUAUGAAUGAAAUGCUAAUUCUAGCGAGAAAAUUAGGUGCAAAAAUAUCCAAAAGACUAGAUAAUUUUGUUACUCAUAUAAUCUGCGAUGAAUAUUUCUUGAAUAUAAAUGAACAAACAGAUAUUUUCAUUAAAAAAUGUAAGGUUGUGUCUUCUAAAUGGCUUUUAGAGUGUCAAAAACAUAUGAAAAGGUUAGAUGAACAAGAUUUCUCUAAUAUACGAAAUAUUGAGAAAAUAAUUAAGGAUUUUGGCUAUGAGAAUUUAGAUAUUAUGGAAGGAAAAUAUGAUAUCAAAGCUACAAAUAUGAAUUAUUUACCAGAUUUAUUAAAAGACAAUAGUUCUGAAAAAAGAAAAAAAGAAAAAAUUAAGGGAAGAUCAACUAGUUUAUCAAUUAUAUCUACAAAUACUCCUAUAAUUAGUAGUACGCAUAAAAAUGAUUCUGACGUAUUUAAUAAAAAUAAAAUUAUUCAGUCUGAAUAUGUAAAAUACGAGGAUUUUGAUGCUUUGUAUGAAAAAAUGCAAGUACUUGAGAAACUUAAUAAGAUAUAA